UGAAAAUGAGACCAUCGAUAUGCGUCUUGCUUGGUUAUGAAAUCUCUGACCGGGUGGAACAAGGGCCCUGAUAACACCUCUGAAGGAGACAGCAGAAAUAAUGAGUUUAGGUGCCCUGUAUAGAUUGACUUCAUUAAAGCCUUCAAAUGUACAACGUGCUCCAAACAUCAGCCCCCUGUUAACUUGCAUACAACAGCGACAAUAUGCAGCAUCCCAUGAAGCAGAUGUUGCAGUUAUUGGGUCAGGGCCGGGUGGCUAUGUGGCAGCCAUAAAAUCAGCUCAGCUGGGCAUGAAGACCGUAUGUGUAGAGAAGAAUGAUACAUUAGGAGGAACAUGCCUGAAUGUUGGUUGUAUUCCUUCCAAAGCUUUGUUAAACAAUUCACACUACUAUCAUAUGGCUCAUUCAGGCGACUUAGCGAAGAGAGGAGUAGAAGUAUCUAACUUGAAACUGAAUUUACCAAAAAUGAUGGAAGCUAAGAGUACUGCUGUGAAAGCUCUAACAGGAGGUAUUGCUCACUUAUUCAAGCAAAACAAGGUUCAGUUACUGAGUGGGCAUGGGAAAAUAACUGGACAAAAUGAAGUUACUGUGAUAAAAGCGGACAACUCUACAGAAAUUGUGAAAGCCAAAAAUAUAAUUAUUGCAACAGGAUCAGAAGUGACUCCAUUCCCAGGAAUAAAUAUAGAUGAAGAAAGAAUUGUCUCAUCUACAGGGGCAUUGUCUCUGAAGGAAGUUCCACAGAGAUUAGUCUUGAUUGGUGCUGGUGUAAUUGGUUUAGAGUUGGGAUCUGUUUGGUCAAGGUUGGGUGCAGAGGUAACUGCUGUGGAAUUUCUUCCUUCUGUUGGUGGUGCAGGAAUAGAUGGAGAAGUUUCUAAAAUGUUCCAGAGGAUAUUGACAAAGCAGGGUCUAAAAUUCAAGCUGGGAACAAAAGUUACCGGUGCUGCUGUCCAGGGAAAUGUAAUUAAAGUCAGUGUUGAAAAUGUGAAAGACUCUUCUAAAAAGGAGGAGCUGGAAUGUGAUGUCCUGCUUGUGUGUGUCGGAAGGAGACCAUACACUUCUAAUUUGGGUCUUGAAGAAAUUGGCAUCGAACGGGAUGAGAAGGGGAGAAUUCCUGUCAAUUCUAGAUUUCAGACUGUAAUACCAAAUAUUUAUGCUAUUGGCGACACUAUACAUGGUCCAAUGUUGGCUCACAAAGCUGAAGAUGAGGGCAUUGUGUGUGUAGAAGGCAUUGCUGGAGGCCCAGUGCAUAUUGAUUAUAACUGCAUUCCUUCUGUGAUCUACACUCAUCCAGAAGUUGGUUGGGUUGGUCACACCGAAGAGGAUCUGAGAAGUGAUGGUAGAGAAUACAAAAUUGGAAAAUUUCCAUUCGCUGCAAACAGCAGAGCAAAGACAAAUAAUGAUACUGAGGGCUUUGUGAAGAUCUUGGGAGACAAAGCGACAGACAGAAUAUUGGGUAUUCAUAUCAUAGGACCAGGUGCUGGCGAGUUAAUCAAUGAAGGAGUAUUAGCGAUGGAAUAUGGAGCAUCUUGUGAGGAUGUUGCAAGAGCGUGUCAUGCUCAUCCAACAUGCUCAGAGGCUCUCAGAGAAGGAUGUCUGGCUGCCUACUUUGGAAAGCCAAUCAAUUUUUAGACUGUUGUGAUAUUAAAAAAUCACAGAUCUGUAUCUGUAAGGAGAAAAUGUUAAAGAAUGAAAACUAAAGUAUUUUCACUUUUUUAUGCAUUUUGUUAAGGAAAUCAGUGAUUUUAAAUACUUUUCUGUCUUGUGUAUAGAACUGAAAUGAUACAAGCAGCAUUUUCACAUCAAUGAUUUAAAAGAAUCUUGUUAAAUUAUUUAUCAUGUUAUGUUUAUAACAUAUCUCAUUAUUGUAAAAAAUCGUGCACAUCUAGUGUAAGAAAUGAAAUCUUCACAAAUUCUUGUUGCAUUUUGGCUAAUUUAUGAAUUAAAAUGUAAGCAAAAGAUGCACUGCUUGCUGAAAUUUAGUAGUUUAAUGACAUUGCAAUAUUUUAUACAUAGAAGAAAAAGGCUACCUAUGUGCAUUAUGGUAUGACGCAGACUCUUGAUGGAAACCACGCACUUACCAUUCCAAUGGAACAAUGUGUCAUUGUGAUGGGACACUGGACGGCUGUUCAAAUCUUUGAUCAGCUGUACAGAUGUUCGUCUCCUGUAGUUUCCCAAAAUUACUUCGGGCAAAAGCCUUUAAAAGGAGGUAGCUGAUUUCCUUCACCUAUUCAAGCUUGUACUCUGUCUGUAAUGAUGGAUGGGAUGUUUUGAACUCUAAUCUUCCUUCUGUCAAGGUAAAGAUUCACUUGCAAAACAUCAUUUUGGCUCCUUGAACUUCUCUUUUAAACAAGCAUUGCAAUUUUUUGCUGAACUCAGUUUGGUGUUCAAAACUGAAGACCGACACUAAGAAGCAUGUGCAUGUUUUACUGUGGAUGUUCGCAGCCCAGUGUUUUUUCUCCAAGGUUAGGAAGUAAUGCUCCUUGUAUUUGUGCUUAGAUUGCAUAAUGUCCAUGUAAAAGGGACAUGGGUAUGAAAUUACUGCUAAGUGUAGAAUCGUAAGAAACUUCUUUUAUACAAUGUUCUCAAGAUUUUUUGAAAGGAAUCUGUCAUACCCUUAUGCAACAAAUUGUUAGUAUUUGCUUAGAGUAAUUUAAGAAAGUCACGGAAGACGUUACUUUGAAGAGCUGUUUGGAUUGAAUGUUUGUAGCUUCCGAGUGGCUAUGCACUCCUCUUUUUCCCAUUUUAUUGUGUGUGGAAGGGUAGAGGGGGUGCUCCCCCUCCCCCUGCACAAUCCAUUGUAUACAUAUACUAAGUGAGGUGGCACAGUGCAGUAAAUUUAAGCAUUACCACCUAUAUCGGAUUGGGACAUUGAAGCCAAGAAAGGGUGUCACCUGCCUUGUGCUCCAAAGAAAUUGUUCAAAACUUCAUCCAGCAACACAGACUGUUUUUCUGUGGUUUCUCUAAACUGCUUAACACAAAUGCCAAGACAUCCGUUUUUUUAAAAAGACAAAGUUGAUUUCCUUCCUUAUCCUAGUUGAGUGAGAGCUUGUCCUAUCUCUUUGACCUUGAGGUUGACAUGAUGUUGAAACAUCAUCUUCCUUCCUUCUUUCCACUGUUUGUCCUCCCACUUCAAGUUCAACUGAACCUUGCAUUUUUUUAUGUAAAUAGUUGAUUUUAUAUGCAGUUGUGAAAGGAUGCUGAUCCUGUUUGUUAUAGACUGAAUAGGAAGUAGCAAGGAAAGUUAACGUGGUGCAAAUUUGUGAUGGAUAUGCUAUUUGCAACUACAGCUGGAACUGUUACAGGUUUAUUGUUAAAGCAAAAGCUGGAAUGAAACUUUAUCAUGCAAAUGUGAGUACAAGCACCACUAAUCUCUAAGAACUGGAUUUGUGUUCCUUUGUGUUGUCAAAUUUGGAACACAUUUUCCAAUUACUAUUACUAAAAUAAAUUGAAAAUAAUUUUUAGUAGAUAUUGUGUUGCUUUUAUGAACUACUUCUCCAGUGUCUCCCUCGUACAUGUUAAUGUGUACAUUUUGAGGAUUUCUUCUUUUUUUUUUUUUUCCUACCUGUAUGUUCAUUUUGAGGAUUUCUUUUUUCCCUACCUGUAUUUACAUUUGUUUCUAGAAGACCUCUUGUGAGUAUGAUGUUCUGUGAACAUUACGUUCUUUGCAGUUUCACACGUCAUAUUUUCAUAUCCGUAGUGUGAUAUAUUGCAUCUACUGUUUGAUUAAAAGGAAAGCAUUGAAAUGAAAUUUGUGUAACUAUAUGCAAUACCACUGUAAACUACCACAAAAAUAUUGAGUUAAAUGCACUGAAAUGAAACAAAUGGAUCAGAGAGGAUGAAAUCAAUGAAGUUGUAAUGACAUGAAAUAUGAUCACAUCCUGUUCAGAUAUUCAGAACCUACAAAGUAAAUAACACAGUAAUAACUGAAAAUUUGUGGCAGCACACGUUUCGAAUCUAAAUGUUCUGCAUGUAUCGAGCAGUUGCUUUAACUAUUAGGUGUUUGAGCUCAUUUCCAAGCACCACUGGCUUGCAUUUUUGCUGAUUUUUCCACCUAUGAUUUCCAAAUACUCUUGUCAGAGAUUGUUCCAUGUGGUGUAUGGGAAUAAUGCAACUGGGGAAAGGAGUCUGGGGAGGACUGUGGCUAUUCCUUUAGAAAAGUCUGGUAGGCUGUGAUCACUGAUUAUGUCAAGUGUUAUCUUCCACACGGUGAUGCUCACUUUUUCCACUGUAGAAUCCUCUAGUGUCCACAAAAAAAAGGAAUGUAAUGCUUUCCAUAGUGGUCUGUAAUGCAGAUGUGGCAAUUGCUGUUAUCCAAACCUGUGUGACAGAGAUUCAAUAAUGAAAUUAUGUUGUCGAUUAGCAAAUAAUUUUGUGUUCAUGUGAGCCUGAAACACUUAACUUUUCACUCAAAUUUAUAGUGGAAGGAUGAAUUUCUCAGGCUGUUUUUUGUCACUUUUCCUUUUGUUUAUUACCUACUGUUUUUGCAUGUGUUUCUCAUUAUUUUUAGUACGGUAACUGAAACUGGAUAACUUCUAAAUUAGUUUAGAUCUUUUGAAUCACUAUGGGAAUACCCAAACUAAAUGUAGAAAUGUUGUUGAAAUAUCGGACAGAGACUUAAAAAACUGCAUUUCGUCCACAAACAUUCUCCAGUUGUGAAAUGUAUGCAAACUUAGUGCAGUAUUGGGUGUUGCAAUCUUUUUCCAAUUGUAAUGAUUUUUAAAACCAGUAUGCACCUCCAUUUUGUUGUUUCAUCACUUAGGCCGAGUAGCUAGGUUUCUCCCUCCUUUUAUGCAUUGGAGGUACCUAAGAAAGAAUGCUGAAUAACAGCUUUCCUGUGAUUCUUUAUAUUCCUUUCUCAAAUAUCUUGUACACUGCUGUACAAAUCUUGAGGAUGAAAGUGACUUUCGCAUGACAUGUCACUGCCAAGUAUCUUGAUGAAACUUGGACCCUAUGUAGGAGCUCCUACUGAAUAAUACAGAGGGUAACUGAAAUAUGAAAUGAUGAUCAUAGUUAAUAACUUUUCUGGGUGCAUGACAUGUUCCAACCCUCUCCAUAUGACAGUAUGUCCAGCAUUGUCGAACGUGAUCAUUUUGGUGGUCCAGGUGUUGUGGUGUGGGGAGAAGUAAUUAUGAACGGGUGCACUGACCUCCAAAUCUUUGAACAUAGUACACUCACCUGUAAGUGGUGUUAUGGCACUGUACUCCAUCCCCACGUGUGUCUUUUCAGAGGUGUAUUCAACCAAGACUCCAUUUUUAUGGAUGACAAUGCACAACUACAUCAAACAACAAAGGUGGAAGAGCUCUUGGAAUGAGAGGGACUGGUCUGCCCCUUUCUCUGACUAAAAUUGCUUUGAGCAUGUGAGGGAUGCAUUGGGGAGAUGUAUUAAAGCACAUUUACAUGCACCAAUGACAUCCAGCAAUUUUCAGCCAUGCUGGUGGAGAAAUGUAAUACCCUACUACAAGAACUCCCAGCAUGGGGGCACAUUGCAGAGCAUGCGUUGGUGUCCAAGGUAAUCACAGCCAAUUAAAGAACUGUGUCCCAUCUUUGUUAAUGUCCAGGGGACCAUCAUGAAUUGCUGUGAUAUCAGUGGCAUUAUUGUCUUUGUAUACACAAGUGUCAUUUCUGUUCAUCUAUUGUAUAUCUCUUUCAGUUACAUUUUGUAUUAUACUGUAGCAGCUCUUUCUGUGUAUAGUCCAAGGUUCAUUGGACUAUGUUACUUUGCGGUGACACAGGCAAGAGUUACUUUCAUCCUUAAGUUUCACACACCAAUUUUUAUGCUUUGUCACGUCUCUUGCUGACAAUUUUUUUGCUCUUGUGGGAUCUAGGCAAAAGUUUUAGAGAGAUAGGUAUGUCUUAUUUCAAAUAUUGGAGCAGAUAUUUGCCUUGGCUUCUUAAGAGGCACAUAACUAUUUCAGAUUCGACAAACUUUAUAUAUGGGAAUGUCAAGUUCUUAUUUCAUAAAAUCAUAGCUAAACACAAAGAUUUUAAUGUAGUAUGCACUAACAGUUUGAAGUAAGAGGGCUCCUUUGGUUGUUCUUCCUGAUCAUAUUUUCAGGAUUUCCCUUAAUAAUGAGUACACAGUAUGUAGUGCAUGACUGCAACCACUGAUCAGGUGUCAUCAGAGACCAAAAGUUUGUCAUUUGCUUAAAUUCCACAAGUGCCGUACAAGUGUUACGGCAAAUAUAUCCAUUGGAGAGAGUAACGCAAAAGGUAUGACACACACUUAUACUUCAACAGCAGGAAAACCUGUUAUUCUCCAAUUAACAUAGCCAGUGGUAACUUGGGGGAAAUAGGCAAGUAGCCAAGGAUGCAUCCAGUGAACACUUGCCAUUCUGCUGUAUCCUGACAUUACUUAUUCUGUCCUUUGUUGUUAGUUACAAAAUGCAACAAAUGUUUGCAUUUACAGUCUGUCCCUCUGAACAAUGGGUUAUUAUGUACAGCAUACAUUUACUGGAAGGAGAGCUGCAUAUUUAUAUUUUUCUCUGUAUCGUAUCUUUAUUGCCCUCAAAUUCAGUGAGCUGUCCUUCAGAAGUAAUAGAGUAUUACCCACUUUCAUGUUUCCCACCAUUUACGCAGUUUAUUUAUUUUUCCUGAUCCCUUUAAAUUUUCACAAUGGUACUGAUAACCUGGAUUUUACAUUUCUGAAAUUUUGUAUUUCUCACUGUUUACACCACGCCUGGGAGUUCAACUUGAAAAUGUUGAGCAAAAGGAAUUUUUCAGCUUUCGUGCAGGCUCUAUAAGAGUGCUCUCUUUAAAAUGUGUAGUUCGAACUGCAUAUAAUUCAUGAAGAUUGGGAAAAUCUGAGCCCCCGAGCUGAAAUAUCGAACAAACACUUGACAAGUGAACUUAAUUAAAUGUUAUUUUUGUGUACUGUUAUCAACUUCAACAUUUCUGAAACAAUGCUACUUAUACUGUAAAUCAUUGUUAGGUAACGAAACUCGAUUUUGGGCCUAUUUUACCAAAACACAACUUUCUUCUUAGUAUAUAAGCUUUCUGUAGGUAUUAAAAAUGCUCAGGUGCCAUAUAUUACAACUAAAGCUGGGUGUAUGGUUUGAAGGUAUCAUAAAUAUGCUGCAUCCCACGCAUGAUUUGUAAGUGAUGUCAUAGCGUGAGCCGAUAGUCGAUAGAAUCUGUAGCGUUUUUGUCGGUAAAGUUUCUCAUUUGGUGAUUAUUAUUUUUGCUGUUGAGGCGUAAAAGUUGUUAUUGGUGAUUUAUUAAUUUAUUUCAUUUGCCACAAUCUCUUUUGUUUCUUGGAUCGUUUUCUUGUUAAUCUUCAUGUGUUACAGUAUUUUUGUUGUUUUGUUAUCAGUUCUUUCUGACCAAUGGAGAGAAAAGAAAGAAACUUUUACUGUGGAAAAGGUCCAGAUUUUGGAGAAAGUGGAUUUCGUGGAACAUGAGUAGCAGUUGCACACAAAUUGCAACUUUUAGUAUCAAUGCUGAAUUCAGUUGGGGAAAAAAGGAAAUGUCAUAUCUAGUGUUACAGAAAAUGGGCCAAAUGCCAAAAAAGUGAAGGUACGUGACUGCUUAAAAUAUGACGAUUUGGAGGAAGUAACGAAAUGCUGAUUUGAGAUGUCAUGGACAGCAGGUAUUCCAAUUGAUGCGUGCUUUUAAGGGAGAAAGCACUUAAAAUGGCUAACAUUGUUGGCAUUGAGAAUUGCAGUGCCUCCAAUGGAUGGAUUGACAGUUUUAAAAGACGAAAUCUCUUACAGAACUGUCCCUAGCAAAUCAAAUGAUGUAGACAGUGAUGGUGUCCAGCAGAGGAUAAAUGAAAAAUUAGAGAUUUAAAUUGAUAAAUAUGAAGCAAAAACCAGUUAACAUUUACAAAAUUGAACUUUUUUAAUGUGUUACCAAAACAAACAUUCGGCAUUCAAAGGGGUUGAAUGCCAUGAUGGCAAACAUUGUAAACUGAGCCCAGCAUUGAUGUUAGGAGCCUAAUGCUGGUGGCUGAGGAGCUCCAGCCCUUUGCGAUAGGGUAAUAAAAAAAAGCUUUAUUGUUUUUAUAAGUAUAGGUUCACUUCCAACUUCAUAUGAUGUCAACCAAACAGCUAGGGUGACCUCACUUCUUUUUUAGAAAAUAGUUAGCUGCAUUUGGUGUGACAAUGGAAGCUCAAAAUAGAAGGAAAAAAAAAAAAAACACACUUCUUUUUGUUGGUUAGUCCUGCACAUCCUAUCGAUAUGAACUUAUGAAAUGUGCAGUUACAAUUUUUCCCAGCUAGCUGCGCAAGCAAACUGCAGUGUGUGGAUUUGGGAAUUAAACACCCCUUAAAGUCAUUUUAUAGGAAGAACCUUGUUCAAAGAAUUCCGUCCAUGAUGAAGUCGAGGAUGGAUCUCACAUCUAGCAAGACUUCAGUGCUGUAAGCACAGCAUUUCAUCAUUAAGUCAUGGAAGGCUGUGAAGGAGAAUACAACAAAGAACUGUUUUUUAAAAGCAGGCUUCUUUAAAGAUAUGUGUCAGCUGCCAGACCGAGGAGGAGGAGGAGGAGGAGGAGGAGACAGCGGCUUGCUUCCUGCUGUAUGGGAAACACUGCAGCCAAAGUGCUCUUUUAAUGAAUUUCUACAGUUAAACUACAAUGUUGUAACUGCAGAGGAACAAACUGUAGAGGAAUUAGCUGCAGAAAAAUUGUCAGCUAAUUCCUCUCUGUGAUGUGGAAGAAGAA
Schistocerca americana (American grasshopper) is the source of this 8654-nucleotide messenger RNA. Its product is annotated as dihydrolipoyl dehydrogenase, mitochondrial-like. Bases 101 to 1627 code for a protein of 508 amino acids. Gene Ontology annotation, molecular function: dihydrolipoyl dehydrogenase (NADH) activity; flavin adenine dinucleotide binding. The record is from RefSeq and is a predicted model, not a curated record. Gene Ontology annotation, cellular component: mitochondrion; oxoglutarate dehydrogenase complex. Lineage: Eukaryota; Metazoa; Arthropoda; Insecta; Orthoptera; Acrididae. The transcript is spliced from 13 exons.